Molecule: messenger RNA, 2748 nt
Organism: Thalassophryne amazonica
Lineage: Eukaryota; Metazoa; Chordata; Actinopteri; Batrachoidiformes; Batrachoididae
Product: serine/threonine-protein phosphatase 2A 56 kDa regulatory subunit beta isoform-like
Exons: 13
Coding region: 616-2199 (527 amino acids)
Biological process (GO): signal transduction; protein dephosphorylation
Cellular component (GO): cytosol; nucleus; protein phosphatase type 2A complex
Molecular function (GO): protein phosphatase activator activity
Source: RefSeq, a predicted model, not a curated record
CGGUUCAAAGGGGAUCCGUUAAAAGCGAGCGAGCAGGACGACAGUGAUGCGGCAGCCGAGGCGGGCCCAGAUUGGUGAUUUUAUAUCAUCUAGGACCGAUCACUAAUCAUCAAUGAGCGGGGCUCGGAUCGAUUUGGAACAGCACACCUAACGCCUGAUUAUUUCUUUGUGUUCAUGACGUCAGCAGCCGCGUGUGAUUAAUUAUCUUCCAAAUUGAGGCCGACGACUUAGUCGGUGGUGUGUGACGCCAUACAAGCAGCAGAAAGACGUGUGCGCGUGCGUCGCUCUGUGCACGCUUCACCUCCACGGGGAUGUUGCGCGAGCGAGCCUUCCUCAUCAGCGCGUGAACACAAGGAAGGAAGGAAGGAUGCUGCCGCUGACGGUCCGGCUCUGAUCCGGCACCGGACUGGACGUCGCGAACGCACACAAACACACACACACACAUACACAUACACCCUCCCAAAUCUGUCCCUUCAUCUCUCCCCUCACCUCCUCCUCCUCCCCGAUCAAUUAAUCCGCGUGUGAUUCACCCACAUCCUCCAUUACGCGCAUCUUUACGCACGCGAACGCAAGAGCAAAAACGCCAUCACCGCUGCGCAAAUCCACCCGUGCGUCAUGGAGACGACCAAGCUGCCUCCGUCCAGCCCGUCCUCGCCCACCACCAGCUUCUCGGUGCCCUCGGCGGAAAAGGUGGACGGGUUCCCGCGCAGGUCGAUGCGCAGAGCGCGCCAGAGGAGGUCCCACAGCUCGUCCCAGUUCCGCUACCAGAGCUCCCAGGUGGAGCUCACCCCGCUGCCCCUGCUCAAAGAUGCCCCGGUGGCAGAGUUGCACGACCUGUUCUGUAAGAAGCUGCAGCAGUGCUGUGUGCUGUUCGAUUUCCUGGACUGCGUCGCCGACCUGAAGGGAAAGGAGAUCAAACGUGCGGCUCUCAAUGAGCUGGUGGAGAGCGUGGCCACAAGCAGAGGUGUCCUCAUAGAGCCGCUCUACCCAGAGGCAAUAAAGAUGAUCUCUGUAAAUAUCUUCCGGACUCUUCCGCCCAGUGAGAAUCCAGAGUUUGAUCCUGAGGAGGAUGAACCAACGCUGGAAGCCUCUUGGCCACACCUGCAGCUGGUUUACGAGUUCUUUCUGCGCUUCCUGGAGAGUCCAGACUUCCAGCCCUCCAUGGCCAAGCGUUACGUCGACCAGAAGUUUGUCCUGCAGCUUCUGGAGCUAUUUGACAGCGAGGACCCAAGAGAAAGGGAGUACCUAAAGACCAUUCUGCACCGCGUCUACGGAAAACUACUGGGCCUCCGAGCCUACAUCCGCAAACAGAUCAACAACAUCUUCCUCAGGUUCAUAUAUGAAACUGAGCACUUCAACGGAGUGGCAGAGCUGCUGGAAAUACUUGGCAGCAUCAUAAAUGGAUUUGCGCUGCCUCUGAAAGCUGAGCAUAAGCAGUUCCUCAUUCGAGUACUCAUCCCGCUACACACGGCAAAGUCUCUUUCCAUCUUCCAUGCACAGCUGGCCUACUGUGUGGUGCAGUUUAUGGAGAAAGAUGCUACCGUCACCGAAUAUAUUAUCAGAGGGCUGCUGAAAUACUGGCCAAAAACCUGCACGCAGAAAGAGGUGAUGUUUCUGGGUGAGAUUGAAGAAAUCCUGGAUGUGAUCGAGCCGUCUCAGUUUAUCCGGGUCCAGGAGCCGCUCUUCAAACAGAUCGCAGCCUGUAUCUCCAGCCCUCACUUUCAGGUAGCAGAGAGGGCUCUUUACUUCUGGAACAAUGAAUACAUCCUCAGUUUGAUUGAGGAGAACUGUCAAGUCAUCCUGCCGCUGGUAUUCGCCACACUCUACAGAGUCUCCAAGGAGCACUGGAACCAGACCAUUGUGUCUCUGAUCUACAACGUGCUGAAGACUUUCAUGGAGAUGAACAGCAAACUGUUUGAUGACCUCACUGCCUCCUACAAAGUGGAGAAACAGAAAGAGAUGAAAAGGGAGAGGGAGCGAGCUGAGCUCUGGCGAACCCUGGAGGAACACCACGAGCGUCGGAUGCAGAUGAUCACAGAAGCUGCCAGAAACCAGCGCAACCUCAGGAGCGAGGUUGAAAGAGGGGAACCACCAAACCCUUCAUCCCCGCAGAUGGCACACUCCAUUCAGUCCGAGACCAAACCUAGCGGGGCCUCCUCAACCUCCUCUGGAGCUGGAAUCGGGGAGAGUGCCACUUAGGUGCCACUGAGCAGAGAUCAGACCACACAGGGGUUAAGGGACAGGGAGAAGAUAUGCCGUGCCAUGAAGGUGAAAGUGUUGGGCGGCCUCAGGCAGAAAAAGGUACAAAAUUAAAUUUAUACCUUGUAUCACUGUGGUGGUAGCUCACUCGGUUAUCCAAGGUAAAAACCUGCACCUUUUCCCUGGCCGCGUUGUGUGAAACUGUUUCACAUUUUUGCUGCAGAUCAGAAGAUGAAUAUCACCUGAAAAGUGCAGAUAAUAACUUAAAAUAAACAGGGUCAAAAACCAACAUGGGCUGCUGGCGUUGGGCUAAUGCUAACAAGGGUUAGCACAUGUCUAACUGCCAAGUCUGCACUGUGGCCUCGUAUUCAUCCUCUGGUCGAAAAUGCUUAUUUCUUGCAUGGAUAGCACAAUGCAUAAAUAAGCUACAGAAGCAGUUUCACACAAAAAAGUUCCCAAACUGUUGCAGCACAGACUCGAUUCACAAACCACACUCAGAUGCAGCUAUUACAUUUAUUGUAAAUAUGAAUAGACAGAGCCCCAGACAGA